AUGCCACAGAAUGCAGCAGCAGUGCUGUCGGAGGCCCUGGGGCCCAACUCUGCAAUGCCGUAUGCCCAAGAGUUCAAGUUCCUGGUGCAGCAGCACAUGACAGACCUGGUCACGGACCUGCCCUCCCUGCAUGUCAAGUCCCGAAACUACGUGCACACCGAUGGCAGGACCGUGCAGCUGCUGCUGGCAGAGGGCACCUUGCCCAUGUACUACCAGGCACACAAGUACAACAUCCCUGUGGCUAUCUGGCUGCCUGAGCAGUACCCGCUGGCUGCGCCCAUGGCCUAUGUGGUGCCCACCCCCGACAUGGUCAUCAAGCCACGCCACAGCUUUGUGGAUGCCUCAGGGCUGGUGCACACUCCGUACAUCGGGCAGUGGCAGUACCCAUCCUCCAACCUGCGAGACAUGGCACAGGUCUGCUGA
Molecule: messenger RNA, 423 nt
Organism: Chlorella variabilis
Lineage: Eukaryota; Viridiplantae; Chlorophyta; Trebouxiophyceae; Chlorellales; Chlorellaceae
Exons: 4
Coding region: 1-423 (140 amino acids)
Biological process (GO): protein transport; endosome to lysosome transport; protein modification process
Cellular component (GO): ESCRT I complex
Molecular function (GO): ubiquitin binding
Source: RefSeq, a predicted model, not a curated record